GGGAAACAUCAACAUCAUCAUCAGCUAGCUGAAGUUGCCGUCGCGCCCAUCUCUUCCUGCAGCCACCACACACAACGACUGGGUGUGAAGCUGGGAACUUCUCAGAUCACGCCGAAAAGAAGCACAACUUGAGAGAGAAAAGGGAGGCGAAAUCGUCAAACCAUCAGCCAAGCACUUAUAUAUAUAUAUAUACAACGCAGGUUCCUCAUCGAGCAUGUCUGCUGCAUCUCAGUCCGUCGCAGAGGAGGGCACACGCACCUCGACGGAUCAGGAUGACAUCGACGCCUUUCUGCGCGAGGAGGGCGUACCGACCUCUUCGAACCUCACGAGAAGCGACAUCGCCGCGGCCCUGGUGACGCUUGGCUACACGGUGGCGACCGCCUCUGUCAAGUUUGUUAUCAAGAUGGCGCUGCGUCGACUGGAUGCGUUGACCUGUGUGGAGGGGGAGCUGAGGAGGGAUGCGAUCGAGGUGGACGCGAAAAGUAACGUCGAAGCCGCAGAGCGGAAGUCGAGCACGAGUGUGUUUGGCUGGUCGCGCCACCUUUGCCGAGAAGACAAGUCCGCGGCGACCUUUCUGCGCGGCGGCUGGGCCGAGCUCGGCUUUAUGCUCGCCACCUCGGUCGAGGAAGCGGUGAUUGUGAUGGGGAUGCGCACCCUCUACCGCCGGCGGCUGGUGCAGUGGUCCGGCGGGCCUCGCAGUGGACUUGGGUGGGCGUGUUUGCACGUUGUCGUCCCCAUGUUGUUGGCGGGUAUGUUGUCCUGGCCGCUGCGAGCGGUGCGCACGGCGGUGAUGGUGAACUAUCUUGCUGACACCACGACGCUGCCGUCGUCGACAAGGUCAGAAAGCAAAACGGAUUCCUCAGAAAAGAAGGCAGCAGGAGAGGAGACAACGAAAUCGAAAAGCGGGGUGCACCGGUACAGCAGCGCGGUCGAUGUGUGGCACCGCAUCUGUCAGCGUGUGGGGCUGCGGCGGCUGUUGUGGAACGGGUUGGAUGUGGACAUGGAGGGUCGUGCCCUCUCCAUGACGCUGGUGUGGACCGUCGUACAGCCGGCGACACGGUGGAUUCGAGAAGUGGCUGCGAUGCGCGCGAGGGCAGGCGCGCCCGUGCAAAGCACCCUGCCCCACGCCGCUUCUCCACAGUUUUCGUUAGCGACUGCCACCUCCUCUCCACUGUUGACGCGACUGGGACAGCACCGCUACUUCAACCUGGCCGCCCUCGUGGUUGUGGUGGGGACGGUGAACACGCUGCAGCGGCCGUUUGUUGUGCUGCGACAGCGCAUGGCGUUGCUGCCCUCCGAGGAAGCAGAUGAGCAGAAGGAGGUGGGAGACGCGCGGCGUGGCUGCCGCUACGCGAACGGGUGGGACUGCGCACGUCAGGUGGCGCGUCGCGAAGGGGCGACCGCGCUCUUUGCCGGGCUGCCGUUGUGCCUACUGACGAGCACGCUCGUGCCGCUGGUGGUCACGUUUGCGGGAUACCCCACCGCUCCGUCCUUCUCGGGUGCCGUCAUGUGA
Molecule: messenger RNA, 1513 nt
Organism: Leptomonas pyrrhocoris
Lineage: Eukaryota; Euglenozoa; Kinetoplastea; Trypanosomatida; Trypanosomatidae
Exons: 1
Coding region: 215-1513 (432 amino acids)
Source: RefSeq, a predicted model, not a curated record